Molecule: messenger RNA, 12655 nt
Organism: Galleria mellonella (greater wax moth)
Lineage: Eukaryota; Metazoa; Arthropoda; Insecta; Lepidoptera; Pyralidae
Product: protein AF-10
Exons: 26
Coding region: 473-3250 (925 amino acids)
Biological process (GO): regulation of transcription by RNA polymerase II
Cellular component (GO): nucleus
Molecular function (GO): nucleosome binding; histone binding
Source: RefSeq, a predicted model, not a curated record
UGUUAUUUUUAUUAUUAAUAUGUAGAUAUUUUUAAUUGAGUAUAUAAAAAAAAAUUCCAACAAGAAAAAUUAAAAAGAAUUACCAGCUUUACAAAUGCUCUACACAUCAAUGCAACAACAAAACAAAAUGCAAACCAAAUUUCAACAUGGCUUUAGCUUGUGGUUAAAUGGCAGCCUAAAAUUAAAUAACUAAACUUAUGGCAGCGUGGGGGGUUGGAAGAUAAUAGUUUUGUUUAUAUACAACUAGUGUUCAUUUUAAAUUGAAUUUACAUUGUGUAUUUUCCCAUGAGUUUCGAUUGUGUCGUUCCGACUUCAUUUUUAUCGUUAUUGGUAGGCGCAGGUGAGGUGAUAAGCUUGUCAAUAAUCAAAAUUUAAAGAUGAAUGAAUAAGUUGUUACCGGAAAUUUCAUAAAUCUCCAACAAUGAAGAGAUGUUUGUUUCUUUGGGUGUAAAGUAAUAAUGCUGAGUUCAAUAUGAAGGAAAAGGACAUGAUAGGAGGAUGCUGUGUCUGCUCAGACGAGCGAGGUUGGCCUGACAACCCGCUCGUCUACUGCGACGGCAACGGUUGCACAGUUGCGGUCCACCAAGCAUGCUACGGAAUUGUGACUGUGCCAACAGGUCCCUGGUACUGCAGAAAAUGUGAAAGUCCAGAAACAAAAGGAAAAGUGCGGUGUGAACUUUGCCCUUCUAAAUCGGGAGCCCUGAAACGUACAGAUACAGGUGGCUGGGCCCAUGUAGUCUGCGCGCUGUACAUUCCUGAAGUGAGAUUCGGCAAUGUCACCUCUAUGGAACCUAUUGUACUCAGACUGAUACCACCGGAAAGAUAUAAUAAGACAUGUUACAUUUGUCAAGAGUCGGGUAAAUCACACAGAGCCACUGCUGGUGCUUGCAUGCAAUGCAAUAAGUCCGGGUGCAGACUUUACGCUCACGUGACGUGCGCCCAACGGCUCGGUUUGCUGUGUGAAGAAGCUGGAAACUACCAGGACAAUGUCAAAUACUGUGGAUAUUGUCAACACCAUUACAGUAAACUGAAAAAAGGCGGCAACGUGAAGACUAUCCCGCCGUACAAGCCUGUGUCACAUGACAGUCAGUCAAGCGAUUCAAGUUGUGAGAAAGAAGGCGAAGCAUCACCCAUGGCUAGUGGCAGUGGAACUCCAACACAUGCAGCUAAGUCUAAGGGGCCUGGCCGAAAAUCAACUCAUACGUCCAACUCAGUGUCUGGAAAAAGUACACCGAGUUCAACCAAAACGCCGACAAACACAAGCCAACCAAUGGAGACCAACCAAGACAGUGCCGAGGUGCCUACAGUUGGACGGAAACACAAAGCGGCUGAUAAAAACAAAAAGAAACCGUCGCCGUCACGUCGCGGGUCGUUAGCGGGCGAUGCGGGCGGCUCCGGCAGCAAGAGUAAUACACCAGCGCCCUCGCCGCAGCACACGGCACCUGAACAUGUGCAGCCGCCGAGUGGUAAAGGCUCAGGUAGUUCAACUCCGGUAAGCACCGCGAAGGUAGCGCCACCUUCCGCUUCGCCAAGUUCUAACAAACCUAUCGAAGCGGUCGGUGUGAUAAGUUCAGUUGCAUCCGUCACAGCAACUUCCGUCUCUACAGUUACAGCAACCCCUGCAAGCACUUCGGCUACUACGUCUGUAGUACAAGCGCCGUCGACCAAGUCGGCAAACUAUCAAGAGACAGUGAUCACAAACACCGACUCAAUGGACACUAAACAAACCAAGAAACGAAAAGCUGUAUCUGCCGCCAACACCCCCACGGUGCCGGUCGAUUAUGCAGCAACACCACCGUCCCAGCAACCAAAUGAUGUCAAUGCUCAGAACAAUACCAGUAUGUGGGAGACUCCUCACAUUCCAAAUGACACUCAGAUGGAUGCAGUCGACAAGAUCAUCAAAAAGGCCAAGACAGAACAAGCUGGGCAGGAGAACCCGCCCGUAUCACAUUUUGCGAGUAUGAGCCCCGCCCCACCUCCGCCACCACCGCCGCCAGCACACAGCCCUGCAUCGCAUCCCAGUCCUAGACAUCUUCCAAGCCCAAUGCCUGGUCCGAGUGGCCUGAACACAAUGUCCAAUAUACGUUCGCCGUCACAGCCACAGGGCGUGAAGGGCGAACGCGACGGACCUGCUUCACUGCUCGUGUCGGUGCCGCUGCCUUCCACCAGCCACGGGCUCAACCUCUCAGCGCACGCACAGGUGUCAGCACCAUCAGAGUUAUGCGGCCCGUCACCACACAUAUUCCACCAGCCACAAAAACAAGCAACGAUGGAGCCGAGUGUACCAGCCCAUUCCCCGCACCCUGUACCUGGACGAUCGUCGUGGGGUGGUCUAAACGUCGGCUAUGAAAUGCAACAGGACCCUAAUAAGCCUGGAGUAAGCGGUGUGGCCGGUCCAAGUAAGGAUGUAAACGUCGCAGUGUCAAUGAUACCCAUGCCCCCAGCGACAAUUCGAAACAAGAAACGCAACGCCAUGGCCACGUCUGUGGUCGCUAUGGCCAACAACCCUGCACCCUCCGCUAUACAAACUGCUACAAAUCAGAAUCUAAGCAACGUGCGUCGCCCACCACAACCCACUCCACCGCCAAUAUAUCAAGAAACAAUUAAAGAUUCUCCGCCGAGCUCGCCCAGUUCUGAACGCCCAUUAAAACCCAAAAUGGAAUCAAACAGGAUAGGUGUGAGCUGCACUGCGCCGCAUAUGCUUGGCAACGAGUUGAAUCCGGAGAGUGGCGCGGCGGCUCGCCUACAGGAACAGUUGAGCGCAGAGCUGGCGGCGCACGCGGCGGGCUCCGCUGGCGUCGACCCACUCGUGCCGCCGCCGCUCAUCAACAAGGCCGCGCCAAACUCCAGUAGCAGCUCAGGACGUGGCAGCUCAUCGGGUGCACAAAGUCUCGACCAGCUACUUGAGAGGCAAUGGGAGCAGGGCUCGCAAUUUCUCAUGGAGCAGGCCCAACACUUUGACAUUGCGUCCUUACUGUCGUGUUUACACCAACUGCGCACGGAGAAUGUUCGAUUAGAGGAGCAUGUGGGCAACUUGUUGCAGAGGCGCGACCACUUGCUCGCGGUCAAUGCGCGCCUCGCUAUACCGCUCACGACCGUGUCCGCUGGACCGCCGGAGCCAAGUCGGUGUACGCGCGAGAACAGUUCGCAGGUCCGCCCGCCGCCACCACCCGUACGUACCUCGGAGACCAUCACGUCCGAGCGAUCGCACCAGCUUAUAAUGCGAGAAGUGCAACAGAAGCCCAGCUGAAAGGAGCCGGGUGGCGGAGGCGGCUCGCCGCCAGCUCCGGGGCCCUCGGGCGCGGAACCCGAGGCGCUCCGCACCGUACAAACGUACAUAAUGCUCGAGCAACGGCGCAGGGCCGACUUCUCCAUCGACUCAAUACUAAAAUUCGAUCACUAGACACACGGACUCGACGGCCUAAAAGCAGCUAGAUUCUACAGAAAACUAAUAACGAGCACAGCGGAUUCACAAGGUGGAAUUAGACUAAUAACAUAGAAGCAGGUAACAUUUGAAAAUUUUUCAUAGAUGUAUUUCGAACAACGAAAUAAUUCUAGUAGUUUACACUGAACAACAUUUCGAUAAGUAAAGAAGGAACAAGUCUGUUCGCUUAGUCUAAUUUCAUCUUUUUUAAUAAAACGCGGUAUGUAUUGUACCAUUCUACAGCUGGGAGUAUUGUUGCACUGCAUUAUAGAUAUUCAUACAAUAAUAUUGAAAUUUAUACAUGCUUAUAUUGAAAUAAGGCUCUGUAAGGGACGUAGUAUGAAAAUAUAUAUUUUUUAACCGUGACUUUACAGUUUAGAAUGUAAUUAACUGACUCAAUUUGAAACAAUUUACUAUUUUAAUAAUAAUUAUUUAUGACAUGUCUACAUUGUAAUUAAUAUGUUUAUUUACACAACACACACUCUACUAAUCAAGAAUAAUUUGAUGAUGAAAUGACAAAUCUAUAUGAAAAACUAAUAACCUACUUUAUUAAAGUCGGUUAAUUAUGUUAAUAAGUAAAGGGGUUUAGAUUUAAACUUGAUAAUUAUGAGAGUUGUAUCUUUAAAAUAUUUAUAUAUUCUGUAUUUUCAAACCAUGUCCCUUCUGAGGCAACUAACGUCAAGUUUUUUUUCUAAAUUUCUUUCUACUUCUAAUUCUAAUCAAAUGAAGACUUCGAUACAUUUAAAUCUCAGUUUGAUAAUUCGUAUGAACAUCUAUGAUGUGGUAAAAUUAGAUAUAAAAUUAUUUUACACAGACGACCAUGCUUCCAAAACUAUUUUUGGACAUCAAUUUCAUGAUUUUUAUGUACUUGGACACAAAUGUUGUAUAUUUUUUGGCUAUAUCUCUAAAUUUUAUAUUACUCUUUUAUAUCAACAACUUUUAUACUUGACCCUACUUCUAAAAUGGUUAUAAAUUUGUAUCCGAGAGCAAAAUAUUGCCUUUAUUGCUAUUCGAAAAAACAAUCCACAACUGGUAAAGUUCUGAUAGUUAUGUGAGCUGAGCUCCAAGCAUAUAUAGUAACAUGAAUGCUUAUUGUAACUAUUUGAGGUUUAGCCUAAGACAUAAAGAAAUACUCAAAUAUUCCGGGUACAGAGAUAAUAUAGGUAUAUAAAUGUAGGUAACAAUAUAUACUUAUAUUAAUUCUGUUAUAUAGGCUCUUAAAUGGCGGUUAUGGAACUAAUAAGUAUAUUAAAAAUGUCUCUGCUUUCGGAUAGUAAAAGCUAUUCGGAUCGUGUUCUAUCUUGAAAACCCAUUAGAAUGGAUUUGUUAGCAAUCAAUAGCAAUAUUAGAAAAAAGAACGACAAUUACGGAAACCGCUACGGUAUUGGAGCUUGAGAGAGUUUCGGUGGUGAAAGCUCUAAAACACUAAAUAGAGAAAUAAUAAGAGGUUGCUGAUUCUUUUACGCCCCCAAAAGAACUAAACUGCCAUAUCUAGUUCUCUCCACAUUAUAUUAUUUAAUUUUUAAAAGCCUUCACGACUAAAUGUGGCAAUGUCUGAGUUUUUUAUCAAUUUUCAAAAACAUGCGAAUUUCCAAUUUUUGAUUGAUUAUUUAUAAAAGCGAGUUAAAACUUUAAUCAUAGAAAAUAUAUACAAAUAAACAUGUUGCAUUAAACAUUUUACACCUAUUAAAUAUUUGGCUUCUGAAAGUCUUUGAAUACAUUUAUGACAUCAAAAUCCAAAUUUGUGAUCAUUAUUAUAUUUUAAUUCGCUAUUAGAGUACGUUUUAAAUAAUAGUCAAUUAAAAUAAUUGAAUUAUUUUUUAUUGUUUGAAAAUGGAGAUAUAUAAAUCCAAUAUUGCCAUAUUUUGAUAUAUAUAUAUAUAUAUAUAUAUAUAUAUAUAUAUUCUUAAAGCGUAACCAUUUAUAGUCAUAUACGUUUAUUACUAGUAAAAUUUUUUAUAGUAUGAGUAAUACACUUAAAUGGGCAAAAAAGAUCUUUACAAAUAAAAAUAUUAAACUUUUAACUAGUCAUUUGCCAUGUUUACCUACUGCAUCAUUACUGUGCAAUUGAUUUAAUAAAAAUAAUAAAUUCCUAAGACAAACCAAGACAUUAAUUUGAUGUGUAUAUAUUUGUAGCAAUGUAUCAUCUCGUGAUUAAUAGACGCACUCAACCGGCUGCUUAUUUUAUAUUUUGUUGUUAUCAAUAGUUUAAAUUUAAAUUACUUUUAAAGUAAAUCGAUGUACACUAUUUAUUACUAUUUAUUUAAUACUGAUUUAGAUGACAUCUUAUAGGAAUGAUAGAAAUAAUUAUUUUAUUUUUACUACAGUUAUUAAUAUAAGUCAGAAAGUAGCAUCACAGUCGCGUGAACUUCCAGUUCGUUACAAGAAUUGUUUACAAUAGUAAACAAAUGAUUAAUUUAUCAGAUUGAUUUAUAGCCAAAAUCUCGUUUUAGAUAUUAUUUAAUACCCCUGACACAAAUUGCCUCGUGCAAAGGCCUAAAGAAUGUUAGAAGACAAAACUGUCUUCAGAUACAUAUAACACAUCUCGCCCCCUUCUAUUCUGUAUUUUUUUCUGUCUAGCUUAUCCAUUCUCCUCCAUUUCCACAUUGUACACAUAUAAAUUUUUUAAAUGGAAUAUCUUCGCUUUGAGGUUCUAUGAAUUUAAUUGUUCUCAGUAAAAUAUGAAUUUGAUAUGUUGAAAUUUGAAAAAAAGUAACAAACAUAUGUUAGGCUGGCUCUACUUACAUUCUUGCAUUUUAUUUUUAAUAAUUUAAAUUCAUUGCUCUUACCUAACCCUUUAUUUUUUAUAUUUUUUAUAAUUAAAAAAAAAUCUGUAUAUUAAGCAACCUUGAAAGUGACUAAAUUUAUUUUAUCCCUUGACCACGGAAUUAAUUUUAUUACUAAAAUAAGAAAGUUUUCUUAAAGAACCGUUUCGAUUGCAUGUUCCCUUUUAGUUGUAACCGAGUAGUCAAAAUACACUUAUCAACAACAAAAUGUUCGUAUUAGUGUUUGUAAUGAUAUUGAAUGUUGUUACUAUUAUAAUCUGUGGGCUAUUUAACUUUUACAUGGGUGUUCAAUGUUAUUUCAAUGUGUUAUAAUUUAUAUUUACCCUAAUUAAGAGGUAAUUACACUAGUGCGCUUUCAAAUUAUGUAAAGGCUAUUGAGUUCAGGCAUGCUUUCAAUGCAUACAACACUUGCAUACUACGAUAUGGUAAAAAAGCAUGAUUAUAGUGUGGUUAUGCAUUGCAAACGUUGAAAAGGAUUACAAAUGCAUUUUAGUCUUUAAUGCAUGCACUCUUAGUAUCGCGCAUCUUGUGUCCACAGCGUAUACACUUCGUAAGAUGAAAGGGUACCAGUGUGCGUUCACACACGAGUCACAGCAUGGCUUAUCCGUACAGAAUAUAAGUAGCGUCCCGUAGUACGAGAACCAUGUCUUUUACUACGCGAUUAAUGCUGCAUUCUAUACAAUUAUAUAUAUACUAUAACUCGUGUACGAAGGCACUUAAUAUAAUAUUAAAAUGGCAUGUUGGGUUUCUUCCAAGCUGUCAUCUUAGAAGGAGCUCACCAUGGUACUGAAACGAUCCAAUGUAUCGUGUAAAUUUGUAAUACUUAAUACCUGCUAUUGACAUCACCACAUUUGCAUAAUUUAUAUUUAAGUCAUAUUUAUUAACUUUAAAUAGAUAUAUUUAUUGAUUAUAUUACUUUACACGUGUUAUCACAUUAGUGUUCUAAAAGGAGUUUGAUUAAUUUACAGCAAAUUUGUUUUUUUUUAUACAUUUGACAACCAUACCUAAUAAGUGUUAUAAUUUAAUCUAGACAUGUUGUAACUAAUAAAGAGGUAAUGAGCGUAUAUCCGACCACUUUAAUUUAGAUUACUAAAAUUACAUAUGACAAUUAAUCAAUAAAAUAAGCAAAUGAACUCGGAAAAAAAUAAUCGAGUGAAAAAAAAAACAAGAUUUCAAUAUUGUAAUCAUAUUUUAAAUUCGGAAUUAAUAAUUGCCAAAUAAUUAUGACAGAAUAAUAUGCAUCACCAUAAAUUUGAAUUUAUGAUUUUAUUGUCUCAUAUUCUAUAGUAUUUAUAGAAUGAGAUCAAAGCUAUUAGUGGUAUUUAAAACUAACAAUGCUACUCUAUGAUUGAUAGUAAUUAACUAGUCAAAUAAAAUAAGUCACUUUAAAUCCUUAAUAAACAUAAAAAUUACAAAUUAUUAUAAAUACAUUGAACAAAGCCUGUUUAUCUGAAGUUGUUAAUUAAUAUUCAAUUAUUUUGUAUUUACACACAGCAUACAUCCAUCGUUUUUGCUAUAUUACAAACAACUGUAUACAAUACCUCCCAUAUCGCGGUGAUUUAGAAAAAUCUAUGACUACUUCAGUAAAUAAAAUAAUUUAUUUAAAUAAUUUAAUAAGCAUCACAUAUAAGUAAUCUUAUAUAUAAAAUUCUCGUGUCACGGUGUUUGUUAUCAAACUCCUCCGAAACGGCUUUACUGAUUUUUAUGAAAUUUUGUGUGCAUAUUGGGUAGGUCUGAGAAUCGGCCAACAUCUAUUUUUCAUACCCCUCAAUGAUAAGGGUGACCCUCCCCAAAAAAUUUUUUUUUAAAUUUUUGACAAAUUUUACCAUUUUUAUUUUAUUAUGAUUUAGCAUUGAAAAAUACAUACAACCUCAAAUUUUCACCGUUUUACGAUCAACUCCUGUUUUUUAAUCGCGAUUUUUAUAUGCUGCAAUAGGGUUGCAAGAUGGCAAUCCAAUAUAAUAACUGUAGCAGGAUAAAUUUUCAUGUAACUUUUAAAUUCAAAUUUUUAGAACUACUAAAAAUAAUGUAUAUGGUAAAACAACGUUUGCCGAGUCAGCUAGUUUUUAUAUAUAUUUCAGACUUAGAUGAAUAUGUUUAAAAAACCCAUUAGUUUAUUUACAAAAUAUAAAGGAGUAUAAGACUGGCCAUAAAAUAAAAUAAAAAAAACUUUGACCAGGUAUGAAUUCAAUGUGCAAUUAAAUUGGUAUUAUUUUAAACAGGCCUUGUUUGUGUAAAAAUGAAUUUGAUAAUGAACGAUAUAAUGUGGAUUAAUGAUUAAUCCGCUAAAUAUUUUUCGUUGUUUAGAUAUAUCUGUAUAUAUUAUUUUCUUCUAAAUUUGCCACGUUUACUACACGUGAAUUGUCUUCGUGUCGACUGUUUAUUGUUAUGCUGAUAACCAUUUAAACUAUAUUUUAUUAUUCCCUGAAAGCUAGCAUAAUAGCGGCGGGAAUUGCCUGCUAAUGUAACUUUUAUCAUAAUAUAUUUACAGUCACAAUUUUUCCCUAGUUGUAAAUACCAGUGAUGACUUUAUUUUCAUCAUAAAUCAUAUUUAAAAACCUUUACAAUUUGUUUUAAGCACAUACGUUUUGAACUUGUAGGUAUUACACUUUUACAUUGUAGUACUUACACAGGGUAUCGUGAAUGCAAUAUUUUAAAAACAUCAACAAUUUUUUCUAACUUAUACACUUAGUAAGUUUAUAAUUUAUACAACUAGAUUUUUUUUUGUGUAAAUAUUGUUUCAAAACUAUAUUCUACUAUCUGUAGUAUUGUGUUUAGGUUUAAUUUAAGCUUGACUCGUAUUUUACAUACGUACACAUAUACAUUUUCCUUUAUUUUAAAUAACCAACAGACAUUCAAUCACCAAAGUUGGACCAAUAAUAUAUCAUUGGCAUGAAAUCAUUCAUCACAAUUUCUAAUAUGUUUAUAGACGAAAUUAAAUAUGGAUUCAGCGCCGCGCAUUAAACAAUUAUACAUAUAAUGCACAAUUAUGUAUAUUAGACUUUAAAUAACUUUUAUUAUAAUAUGGUCGUAAUAUAACAUUGGCGAGCUGUCUCUUUUUGCAUGCUUAACUUGUAAUAACUCGAAAUUCUAUUUUUGUUUCGUCUAUGAACGUCAUUAUCAUCCAGACAUAACAAUUAUGACGAUAAUGAUGUGUUGUGUUAUUUUUUAACGAUAUUUGACUUAGAUAUGCACAAAAUAAAUUUAUUUUUAGUUUGUAACUUUUAAGUCCAAUCCAGUAAUUCUAUUCUUAAGAUCUGUAUUUACUUCUUUUUUUUUUAUUUAGUCGUGACAUAAAUGAAAUAUUGUGUUCGGAAACGGAAUUUUUGUUUAAUACUUAUAAUAAUUGGUCAUAUUAUUCUUUAUUUGUUAAUAAAUGUAAUUUAAGUUUUACUUUAUAAGUACGAAAGAUUAAUUUACAUGUAUCGCCAGUUAUACCAAUAUGUUUUUAAUAUCACCCAAGUGCAUGUUAUAAAAGUAUACGUUACAAAAUAGAUGGGCGGCUAUAGAUUAACAAACAUCUAACGUUGUAAUACACUUUUGUUAAAUUUGCAGAAAAAUUAAUUGAUAUACAAAUAAUAACCCAGUGGUGCACUGGAUUAGGUUUGUACAUUACAACGAUAAAAAAAAAUAGAAAAUAGUUCGUAUUCAAGCGAAUGUUUUCCUCAUUUCUAACAACGUUUGUAGUCAAAUGUGACUCAUGUGUUGCCCUAUGGUAGUAAUAUAUUUCUUCAAUUUAAAUCCGGAACAGUUUUAAGUGUAACUUUUGUAUGAGAUUGUGAGUUCUUUUUUACAAGUAUCAAUGUAUUCAUUUAAAAUGAAGCAUUCCGGCAUUACCUUCUCGUAUAAACAACAAUCAUCUGUCACGGAUACAUGGUAUAACUGGCAUUUUAUGUUAUAUAACCACUAUUUAUUUUAGUGGUAAAACUCUAUUUCCAUUUUUUUUUAUCACUUUCAUUUUUACGUUUAGUUUCAUAGGGUUUAUUAUUUGUAUUUUUAUUUCUUUGAGCCGAGUGGUCAGUUCAACUGAAUGCGCAAUGAAUCGGUGUUUAGAUAAUUUAAUCAUAGUCUAAUUUAAGGCCAAUGUAAACUUCUAAGGAAGUGAUCUCAGUCGAUUGUACUGAUUUGUAACGUGGUCAAACGAACCAAUUUUUAGUGAAGUAAACCAUUGUAUAUGUAUUUGACGGCUGAAUGUGGCCAGCUCUUGUGUGAUUCUCGAUUUAGUGUUGCCGAAUAAUCGAUUAUCAAUUAAUCGAGUAUAUUGGUAUUGUUGAUUAAAUCAAAAAUUUCGAUAUGAAGUACUGAUACUAAAGAUCAAUCGAUACUAUUAAUCGAACUAUCGAUUAGUAAUCGUUACUAAUCUAUUAAUAGGCAACACUAAAUUUCUUAGCUGCAGCUUCUAAAGCGACACUCGAGCUGGCUACCCUUUUAUUCAAAUAUAAGAAAAACCACAGAAACUGAACACGGUACUGUAAGAGAGCGCCUAAAUUGUACAAAUUAAUUUGUAUUUUUAAAACUUAAUUGUAAUUUAUAUCGUCUGUGAUCCAAAUACUACCGGUUGUCCUGUCUGUUAAUUUUUUAUCUACUUUGACUACAUCGUAGAUACCGCAAUUUUUACUUUAUACGUCUAAUUUUUAUACGUCUAUUAAAUUAACAUCUGUGGAACUGUUUUACUAACGAUAUACAUUUUAUUUCGACGUUAACACUAAAAUAUGAUUCGACAGUUUUAACUGUGUACUUUUAAAGUAUUUAAUAUAUACAUUUUUGUCAUUUUAAAAUCGACGCUUACAAAUAAAUACAUUAGACACUGCACUAGAUUAACCUAUAUCGCUGGAUAUAUCUAAUCUCUAAGUGAAUUUGUAUUUUAUAAAUACAAAUUUAACAUUAAAUUUUGUUCUAAAAUAUUAUCUGGAUAUGCGACUAAAUUAUGCAAUAAUCAUCAUUACCAUAUCAACCGUCAACUCUCCAUUGCUGAAAAUAGGCCCCUUGAAGAGUUUUGGAGAGCCAUCGUAUAGAAAGUAUAGAAUUGGCCACCCGUUCUUUUCUAGUUGGUGUCGUAGAUUAUGUAAAUAGAGUACUAAAUAUUCUUAUUUGAAACCAGCAAAACUCAGUUUCUAACGACUUGUCAUUUAAUAGCUAUCAACAACAACCAUUAGCACUAUCAAAUAAUACAUCAUUUAAGUAGUUACAAGCGAAAUUAUACAAUUCUUAAUUAAAACUGUCGAAUGUUAUACAAAUAAUCAGUUUAAAUCUAUUUCAAUUUGUCAUAUUUAAAGUUUACAUGUAGAUUGUCACAUUGAUUACAACUGUAACAGCCAGCAAAUGCCUCUAACUACCCAAUUAGAGAUUAUAGUUAUAAACAUAUUUUGUUUAAAUUAAUAUUGUUAAUAACUCUUAUAUAAUCCAGUCACAGGUGAUCAAUUUGCUGGUAUAUUUAACCGCCCUCUUACAGUAAGUGAUAAAUUUGUGAACUAAAAUAACUGAAGACAUGAAUGGAUGGAGAUGUUAGAAGGUGCUAUGUGUAUACUAACAUAACUUAUAUAACGAUUACUGUAACAUAGUUGUUAAUAUGCAUAUAGCACCAUAUAAUUGUAAAAAUCCGAAAAUGCGACCUCAUACAUUCAUGUCUUUAAUUAUAUCUGUAAAAGAGCCAAUAAGGUCAGUUCUGAAGCGUCCUUUUUUUAUCUCUAAACAAUUUUAGUUUAAAAAUGCAGCGAAAUUUUACUUACAAUGACCACAAUGAAUGAAGUUUAUAAUAGACUAGCUUUUGUCCGCUACUUCAUACUUCGGAAAUAGGAGAAACAAUUAAAUAAACUUUCUUCUAGAUAAAAUAUACACCACAUUUUGAGUCUGACCUUCAGAAAUACAACUACUAACGCCACAUCAAAUUUCCUGCAAUCUUUUUUUCGUGAACCGUAAUAAUGUACAAAGUUUUAAAAAAAUAUAUUGUUUCGGUUUCUUUUGCUCUUUAAACCACAUUCUACAAUUUUUCUAUAAAAGAUUUCCGUGUACCAUCAUUGUCAUCGAUUAAAUGAUUCGGAAUUACGUUAAUUUCAGCUCUUUAUGGCCCAUACUGUAAUAGUAAUUGUAAAUUUAGACAUAAAUGUAGGGCAUGGAAGAGAUAGGUUUUGCCACAAAAUCAGUCCCAACGAGGUCAAUUCUGUAACGUCAUUUGCCUAUAUCUAUUUUUUAAUAUUUCGUCUUUAAUCUAUUAGAAAUUUAAUUCACACUGGUUCUUAUAAUUAAUUAUUUCGUUGUUAUUAAUUUAACAUUAAGUUUAGAGUAACAGCGCCUUAGAACCGACUCUAUUGUCUCACUGUCGAUAUAGUAAACUGUCCUAAAUACCAAUUUUGUCAUAACGAUGCAUUUAACAUUAAGUAAUGAUAAAUUGAGUAUCUUCAGCUGUCACCAAACAUACUAGUUGAUUAAAUAAUUUUUUCGGGGA